GGGCGUGGCCAGAGCGCGGGAUUAUUAUGGUCCAGUUUGCAGUGCGCACAGUGCGAGAAUGAGCGAGAGGGGCUCCGUUACACUCAUCCUGUGAGAAAUGGAUCAUCACAACGCUUUAUUAUUUACACCUAUUUCUUCCACGGACAUGUAUUACGCAAAAUCAGCCCUUUAGAUGGCAUUUAUUUUCAACAGUGCUUGUUCAGUAUGACUGACGGUAGGUGACUGUGAAUUGGACGUUUGGAAAACCUUCGAUUAUGGACAUGGAUAAAUGAAAGGGACAUCACCUGAAAACUCUGGCAGUCUUUGACAUCGGUGAGCUUUUCUGAGCCAUGUAUGCUAAUUUACAUGAAUUUUGAACUCAUUUUCUGAAGGAUUAUUAUGUGUAAAUUGUGUUCUGCAACUGUGAUUGUGAGCUGGAGACGUAUUUGUCCCAUAUCUCUGACCUUACAAUAGCCUACUCACACUUGUUCCAGGUCGACAUACUUUUUAAAUCCUUCACCAAGCGUCGUCUUAGUAUUCUGAAAUAUGGCUUUACCCGACAACGCCUCUGGCAUUCCCGUAGAGGAACUAGCCUUUCCAGAAAUUAUCGAACUGAACGUAGGAGGUCAGGUGUAUAUAACCCGCUACUCGACUUUAACAAGUGUGCCAGACUCUCUCCUGUGGGAAAUGUUCAGCCAGAAGAGCACCAAAAACCUGGCUCGUGACACCAAAGGUCGUUUUUUCGUCGACAGAGAUGGCUUUCUGUUUCGCUACAUUCUGGACUACAUGCGGGACCAGCAGCUCGUCCUUCCGGAUCACUUCCCGGAGCGAGGACGGCUUCAGCGGGAGGCCGAAUUCUUCAACCUCCCGGAUCUGGUGAAACUGUUGGCACCGAAGAUCAGUAAGCAGAACUCUCUGGGCGACGAGGGCUGCCAGAGCGACCCCGAGGAUCCCUCGCCCAGCGCCGAAAUCCCCCGAAACCUCGCCUCCCUCGGGGCGGCCGCGUGUUCAAGCCUGGCGUCCGGCGCCGGAGACGGCAAGUGCUCCGGGUUCAUCACCAUCGGCUACCGGGGCUCCUACACUCUCGGCCGGGACAGUCAAACAGACGCCAAGUUUCGACGAGUGGCUCGGAUUAUGGUGUGCGGGAAGACUUCUCUUGCCAAGGAGGUUUUUGGGGAAACGUUAAACGAAAGCCGUGACCCUGAUCGCCCCCCAGAGCGCUACACGUCACGCUAUUACCUAAAGUUUACUUUCUUGGAGCAGGCGUUUGACAGGUUAGCCGACGCCGGUUUCCACAUGGUGGCCUGCAACUCCACAGGGACCUGCGCCUUCGCCCAUGAGCAGACUGAUGACAAAAUCUGGGCCAACUACACCGAAUACGUAUUCUACCGAGGCAAAUCCUCCCUGUCGCCCUGCUUCAGUGAUCCAGAUAUUGAGGGAGCAGUGGAGGAGACCAUAUAUAACCCACAUAUAUCUAAAGUCUGUAGCCUUGAUGGCACACAUAUUGCCCUUGACCUGGACAAUGAAUCUCUGUCAGACCCCCUUCCACCCCUUCCCCCACCCCUUCCACCCCUGGACAGCCCUGUCCUGGCCCUGCCCCGGGACCCGAGCCCCUCUCCACUGGCCGCUAUCAGUCCCGCACGCCCCACCACUUUGUCUCUGAAAACACUUCCCCGACCCACAGUCACCAACACCAUGACCUCCACCACCACCUCCAUUACCAGAGAGAAUGGUGGGCCGAUAUGCAAAGACCCAGAGGAAGACGAGAAGAAGGUGAUGGAGGACGAGCUGAAGCAAUGCAUCGAGGAUUUCAGGAAAAUCCGCAUACCAAAACUUUUCCCUGACCGCAAGAGGCACUGGCAGAGCGAUCUGCUAAAAAAAUAUGAGUAAUAUGGAUAAACCACCCUGCUGAAAACACCAGCAUGGUUUUGGGUUCCGGGUCGAGUUGCACCAGCUAUAGGCCCGUGUAAGUUACUUUGCCUAGUUGUGGCGUAAAGGAGCACUAAGUUAUAUA
Messenger RNA from Rhinichthys klamathensis goyatoka, 1993 nucleotides. RefSeq names its product potassium channel tetramerisation domain containing 12b (gene kctd12b). Gene Ontology annotation, biological process: protein homooligomerization; regulation of G protein-coupled receptor signaling pathway. The transcript is spliced from 2 exons. Gene Ontology annotation, molecular function: protein binding. Bases 526 to 1869 code for a protein of 447 amino acids. Lineage: Eukaryota; Metazoa; Chordata; Actinopteri; Cypriniformes; Leuciscidae. The record is from RefSeq and is a predicted model, not a curated record.